Molecule: messenger RNA, 542 nt
Organism: Scatophagus argus
Lineage: Eukaryota; Metazoa; Chordata; Actinopteri; Scatophagidae
Gene: gnrh2
Product: gonadotropin-releasing hormone 2
Exons: 4
Coding region: 130-387 (85 amino acids)
Biological process (GO): multicellular organism development
Cellular component (GO): extracellular region
Molecular function (GO): hormone activity
Source: RefSeq, a predicted model, not a curated record
UUAUACAUGUGAUACUGUGAGAUACCUUUAGCAUUUGACCAAGUGAAGAACAGGUAGAGGGAGCUUGUGGUGGGACUGUGGGACACCUGCAGAGAUAAAAUUGUGAGGUGAGACCAAGGUGGGAAUAUCAUGUCUGUGUCUCGGCUGGUUUUGGUGCUUGGGCUGCUUCUCUGUGUGGGGGCUCAGCUGUCCAACGCCCAGCACUGGUCCCAUGGUUGGUACCCUGGAGGCAAGAGGGAACUGGACUCUCUUGGCGUGUCAGAGAUUUCAGAGGAGAUUAAGUUGUGUGAGGCUGGCGAAUGCAGCUACUUGAGGCCCCAGAGGAGGAGCGUUCUGAGAAAUAUUCUUCUGGAUGCCUUAGCUAGAGAGCUCCAGAAGAGGAAGUGACAACCUUCUGCCCUACACUGUUUUUCUACCUGACCCCCUUCUUCAAUGUCUUUGCAUGAAACAAUUUUAAGUCGAUACUUUGGUUUUGUUAAAUUUGUCAAUAAAUUUGUUUUACAGCAUUACUUGGAUUUUUCCUGUGUCAAAGAAAUGUUGAA